CGAUCACGCCCUCUCCGCCGAGCAAAAACACCAGAGUCCAGACUUUAGCGUUGCCCAGGGCCAGAAGACGCUGAUAUUUUUUUUUUUGGUUUUGUUUUUAAAUUAAAAAAAAAAAAAAAAAUUGUCCCAUUCACGAACCUGGCUCAGUCGAUAGAGGAAUUUUCGAAUAUGGUCUGUGGGGGUUUCACCUGUUCCAAAAAUGCGCUCUGCUCCCUGAAUGUGGUUUACAUGCUGGUCGGGCUGCUGCUGAUCGGAGUAGCAGCAUGGGGGAAGGGCUUCGGCUUGGUGUCGAGCAUCCACAUCAUCGGAGGGGUCAUAGCAGUGGGCUUCUUCCUGCUCCUCAUCGCCAUUGUAGGACUCAUCGGGGCAAUACACCACCACCAAGUGAUGCUCUUCUUUUACAUGGUGAUUCUAUUCAUCGUUUUCCUGUUCCAAUUUGGAGUUUCCUGUUCCUGCUUGGCGAUGAACCGCGGGCAGCAAGAGGCACUUCUGAACUCUGCCUGGGGAAUAUUGGAAAACAAGACCAAGACAGACCUGGAGAGCCAGCUGAACUGCUGUGGGCUGCUCAAUGUGACCAGCAGCCGGACACAUUUUGAACAGGAUUUCCAAAACUGCCCAGCGUUAUGCAAAAAGGACAAUAUCUGUUUCACCUGUGGGGAUAAGAUGCUGAAUCACGCAACAGAGGCUCUUAAGAUCCUCGGGGGCGUCGGACUCUUCUUCAGCUUCACAGAGGUGGGGUUCAUCUAAAGAUUGUGAUUCUUAUCUUCAAUGAUUCUGAAUCGCAGAUUUUGUUUGUUGUCCGUUGUUAAUAACAUUAUAUUUGGAAAUGAAAAGGGCAGAACCCAACUGUGAGGGUGCAGCGCAGCACACGCUGGAUUUACACUCUGCGCAAGGGGUUAGCGGGAGUCCCGCCAUGCGUACCCACGAUGCAGGUUUUGAUUUGUAGUUUAGCCUGUUGAUAAACUGAGUACUGAUGCAGAUUGACGGUGAGGUACACAAAAAGAUUUACAGAACUGGAGUCGCUCUGUCUCGUUACUGAAUAAGAGACCAGCGCCGUGCAAGCGGGCAGGUUCGCAGCGUAGUCACGCUGUUAGAUGUUGGUUGCUGAAAAGGAAAAGACCACUGAGUUCUUUGUGUGGUCUUCACUCUCAACAAACUCCCCUGGUAUCAGAAGCAUAUCGGAGGGGGGGGGGACACAAGCACCCAGUCACAGUUCUUGCAGUCCCCACGUGGUUUCUCAGCCUACGCCGUGGCCCCAAUGUAUAGUUACAUUUUUUGAGGAGGCGCACGUCAGCUAUGCCAUAGGUCCAUCCUCUGCUCAUUUCAAAAGACCCAAGUCCGUUCGUUGUUGUGUAUAACAGUGUGUUUUCCCGGUACUGCGUUAACAUUGCAGCACAGAGGGCAAUCUCAGUUUGUGGGAACUUAAAAUUAGUACCAGCAAAGCGGAGCACUGCUCUUUCUUUCCUCUUUGCCCAGAACAUGUAGACCAACUUCUGUUUCUACAAAAGACGUUCAGUCUAGUGAUGUUGGUCAGUUAAUUACACUUUUCUCUCAUCGCCCAGACAGAGAGAGGACUGUAACAUACUUCUAAAUGAAUGCAGUUCCAUUUUUUAAAAAUAAGAAAAAGGCUGUGUACUCUCACCCUCCACUCCGCUGUAUUUGUUGAUCUUCCAGUGAUGUUUCAUAUUGCAUUUCAGCUUAUUAACACAAAUUGAUGACAUGACAUUCAGUGCACUGGAGGAAGAUCCCAAAACUACUUCCCCCCUUUUCUGAUAAUUCAAUUGAGAGUCAGUUUCGAGAGUGAUUCCGAAUUGUUGAAUCAAAUCUUGAGAAUCCAAAAGGAUUCCCAUCCCCGACUGGUUCGAUUCGCUGCUUCUCCUAACCCCAUAUCCAAGUGUCUUUGAGCAUAAUACUGAACCGUGUCUAACCUGUGUAAUCCUUCACGAUCACAGAUCCUCGGAGUGUGGCUCGCUGUGCGCUACAGAAACCAGAAGGAUCCACGAGCAAACCCAAGUGCUUUCCUAUAGUCUGUCCCACGCACGCAGCGCGGUGCCGUAGGUGCGGUCUCAGACGCACACUGGCACACGCAGAUUAAUGCACAUCUAGAGGCAGACACUCAGGCAUAUGAUACAGAGCCACACCGACCACAACACCACAGAAUGGACGAGCGCACACGGCACCUGACAAACACUGAGAAACAAAACGCAGUCGCCUUCACCUGAGACUGAGAAACGACAACAACCUGUCACCUGUCCAGAAUUUUUUGCCCGAGCUCAAGCUGGAAGACCUGGAUACUUAUGUAUGAAAGGAUGACUUGUAAUACCAAGAAGUGCGGCUUGUUGGUAUCACGACCCAGCCUUGAUUUGAAUACCAGAUUUCCUGAUUGCGGCCUGCUCAGUUUCCAACUAUGUAACAAGCAAUGAGACAUCUCUGCAUGUGUCCUACGCCUGCCCAGUCAAACGGCCUCUUCGUUGAUUUCAUUCCACGCCCCAACCAAAUGGCUGUGCGGUGUCCAACAGAUCAUUUGUAUGCACAUUGAAAUUUUCCUCUUGUUUCUAAUGUAGUGCCACCACUUAAUGACGCAUAUAUUCCCUCUGGUCAGUGCUAUCAGUGACGUGUAAAACUGUAAAUCCGAACAUGUUCAUUGUGAUGAGAACGUCGGCUGAAUGAGGGGGAAAGAAGGCAAGUACUGGACAUGUGGUGUAAAGUAGUUUUUGAAAUUGUAUGUGUGUGUGUGUGUGUGUGUAUGUGUGUGGAUUUUUUGUUUGUUUGUUUUUUUGGGGGUGGGGUGGGGGUGGGGUUUCGAGAUGCCACAAACGCCGGGAUUUAACAGGUUUAGGAUGCAAGAAUAGAUUUUAGGUAGUGUAGUUACUAGACAUUCGGGUUCAAAUAUUUAUGAACUGUAACUGAGCCAACUAACUUUUAACAGUCAGCGAUAUGAGGAUGCCAACGGACUGCAGCCUUGUUGUUGUAAAUAAUCUUUAAAUACUGUAGUUCCCAGAAAUCACCUUCAAUGGGUUUUGCCAUGUGUGCUACGCCCCUCUAGUUCAGAGGUUUGCCUGCAUAGUUAAGGUCUACGAAGGGCCACGAUAAUUCACCCUUCCUGUAUUUAAUAUGUUCCUUUGUGUCGCACAGUGAUGUUGCUUGGAAUAGAUUAUGGUAGUUAAAAAAAUAAAAAAUAAAAAUAAAAAAAAGUCGAUUCAGGUACGUAUCAUUACCUCUGUGUAACUGGAAGAAAUCACAAAAAUGUGUAAAAAAAAAAUAAAAAUAAAAAAUAAAAAAAAUAAUAAUAAUACGUGCUGAUUGAUUUGAAAUAAUUGGGUGAAUUUGGACAAAACUGCUUCUUGCAAAUCCAAUUUUGUUUUUACAGUGUUAAUUGUGAAAAUGUGCUUUCGGUUGCAAUUAUUUUGCUUCUUUUUUAAUAUUUUGAAACAGCUAUGCUUUUGUGGAAUUAUUUUGUCGGGAUAAUUGUGUUCUGCGUUGCCAUCAGCUCUUUUCGUUCAUCAGUGUUAAAUGCUUUGUAAAGACUUGUUAAAUAUUUUCAGGAUCUAUUUAAGUUAAGGUUGAUGAUGCACACUAGGUUAAAGUUAUGUUGUAGUUUUGAUGAUAACAUUUUUAAAGCCUUGCUCGAUGUUUGACUUUUCCUGUUGAUAAAUCACUGCUCACUAAUUCUCUCUAUAAGAUGUUUUUUUUUUUUUUUCUCUUUCGAAUUGCUUUUAACUUAAAGGACUAACACAAACCGUAAUUACAUGUCUUACUUGAACCUGUCAACUUCGCUGAUAUGGAUUUCCUGCUGCUGGUUUGGAGUUGGUGUAAACAAACAUUUUGACACAUCUUAAGCGUUAAGCAUUACGCCAUAUAUUACACCUCACUUUGAAUUUGUGUGCACUUGUUAUUCAAAUGUAUCUUGAAUUUUUGAGACUUAAUUUUCCACAUAAUAAAAUCUCAAAUUGGGAA
Messenger RNA from Xiphias gladius (swordfish), 3957 nucleotides. RefSeq names its product tetraspanin 31 (gene tspan31). The coding region runs from base 169 to 747 and encodes 192 amino acids. The transcript is spliced from 6 exons. The record is from RefSeq and is a predicted model, not a curated record. Lineage: Eukaryota; Metazoa; Chordata; Actinopteri; Istiophoriformes; Xiphiidae. Gene Ontology annotation, cellular component: membrane.